GAUACAGAAAACAUGGUCAAUUCUGUUAGUCACUUCAUCCUCCUGGGAUUUAUCUCCAGCCAGAAGAUGCAGAAGAUCUACUUUGUGGUGUUCUCGGUGACUUAUAUCCUAACCUUAAUGGGAAAUGCAGCUAUUGUCUGUGCUGUGCACUGGGAUCGGCAUCUCCAUACACCCAUGUACAUACUCCUGGGGAAUUUCUCCUUCCUGGAAAUUUGCUAUGUCACCACAACUGUUCCCAACAUGUUGGCCAAUUUCCUUUCUGAGACCAAGACUAUUACUUUUGUUGGUUGUUUUGUCCAAUUUUAUUUCUUCUUCUCCUUUGGCUGUGAUGAAGGUUUCUAUCUUUGCAUCAUGGCAUUUGAUAGGUACCUUGCUAUCUGUCGUCCACUUCAUUAUCCAACCAUCAUGACUACCCAUCUCUGCACUGGCUUGGUUAUCUUUGGCUGGUCAUGUGGUUUAAUUGUUUUUGUAAUACCAGUUGCUCUCAUCUCACAGUUGUCCUAUUGUGGCCCAAACAUUAUUGAUCAUUUCAUAUGUGAUCCUGUCCCACUGAUGGCCCUUUCCUGUUCCAAAUCCUAUAUCACAAAGUUCAUUUACUCUACUUUCAACACUAUUUUUAUGGUUGGUACUUUUCUUUUUGUGCUCAUCUCCUAUGCCUUGGUCAUUAUUUCUGUGCUGAGGAUCCCCUCUGCUGCUGGCAAACAUAAAGCAUUCUCUACUUGUGCUUCACAUCUAGCUGUAGUCAUCUUAUUCUUUGGUUCUGUUGUCAUGAUAUAUGUAUUGCCAGGAUCAGAGCAAUCAGUAGAAUUCCAGAAAGUUGUGACACUGUUUUAUUCAGUUAUCACUCCACUCAUCAACCCUUUGAUCUACAGCCUUCGAAACAAGGAUAUGAAAGCUGCUCUGAGGAAAAUUCUAGUGACCAAAAUGAUUGCUCACAAGACAUGA
Messenger RNA from Antechinus flavipes (yellow-footed antechinus), 945 nucleotides. RefSeq names its product olfactory receptor 11G2-like. The transcript has a single exon. The record is from RefSeq and is a predicted model, not a curated record. The coding region runs from base 13 to 945 and encodes 310 amino acids. Gene Ontology annotation, cellular component: membrane. Gene Ontology annotation, molecular function: G protein-coupled receptor activity; olfactory receptor activity. NCBI's taxonomy places the organism in Eukaryota, Metazoa, Chordata, Mammalia, Dasyuromorphia, Dasyuridae. Gene Ontology annotation, biological process: G protein-coupled receptor signaling pathway.